Messenger RNA from Onychostoma macrolepis, 3873 nucleotides. RefSeq names its product toll-like receptor 1. Gene Ontology annotation, biological process: immune response; inflammatory response; toll-like receptor signaling pathway. Bases 1420 to 3873 code for a protein of 817 amino acids. The transcript is spliced from 2 exons. The record is from RefSeq and is a predicted model, not a curated record. Gene Ontology annotation, cellular component: membrane. NCBI's taxonomy places the organism in Eukaryota, Metazoa, Chordata, Actinopteri, Cypriniformes, Cyprinidae. Gene Ontology annotation, molecular function: protein binding; transmembrane signaling receptor activity.
CCCUUCACUGUUCCUUUUUACACCUGACCUCAGAGUCACCAAAACAAAAGUCUGGGUAUUUCUGUCUCCUGAAACCAUUAUCAUUGUGACUGGUGUUAAAUAUUUAAAAGCUCAUUAUUAAACAAAUCCCUGGCAUCCCCUGUAUUUUUUAUUUAUUUAUUUGAAAUUUUUUUCUCCCUGGAUUGCAGGUAUUGACAUUUAAUUAGUGCAUUAACAUUUUCAAUGAAAUCCGUUAGUGCUCUUUCUCUCUAUAUAAACACACCCAGUAAAUAAGUAGAAUAAAUAGCACCGAUGGAGGUGUUGCAGCCACAGCAUUAACAUGGGUGAGUAAAUAUGCGAAUGUGCAGUAACAAGGUAAGUCAUAUUAAAAUGCAACCUUUCUGUAAUGAAACUAAACUAACUAAAUGUGUUAUAAAUUACUUUAGAGAAAUUUUUCCCUUUUAAGGUUUUAUCCAUGGGCAUUUACAGAAGUUGAGUAUUGUGCAUUUAGGGAAGUUAAAGUACUUCGUAAAACACCAUUGUGUAAUUGUUUUGUAAAUAUGGUUAAUACCGUGUCUUUAUAAGGCCACAUAAUCUUGUGCACAGCAGAGCUCAAGCUGUAAAUGGACAGGAAGAAAAUCUUACAAUUAUUUAUUGAACUACAAAUAUUCAUGUUUCAUAUAUAAGGUAAACAACCAUUUAUUUGUUCAAAUAUAUAUAUAUAUUAGUGGUGGGCAUAGAUUAAUUUUUUUAAUCUAGAUUAAUCUCACUGUAAUCUUGGAAUUAAUCUAGAUUAAUCUAGAUUAAAAUGGCUCAUUUGAAUUCUGCCAAGUAGAUAAGUAAACAACUAGCAGUCAUCAAGAAUUUUAUAUUGAUAAUAACAUUGAAGACAUUGUAUGAUUAUUCCUUAAAGAUAAGGUUUUAAUAGUUUUAGUAGUAGUAGCCUAUUAUGUUCUGCCCAAUGUCUUCAAGUGAAACCGAACUUUUAUUUUGACGGGUUGCCGUGAGGAUAGUUUUUCUCAAAUGAAACGCUCGAAUGCUCAUGAAGUGACUCUCAGAGCAGUUCUGGAGAUGUUGUUCAUGUAUUUAUGUCCUCAUUUAGUGAGACGACAGACGUUAAUAUCGCCGCAAGCGUCACGCGGUCUUCUGUAUGAGUAGUGAACAAACCCGCGCGUCUGCGCCAUACAUUAACACAGAGACACACAGAAGUCAUAUUUAAAUAGACGUUUCGCGGCUUAAUAUUUACAAAUAGGAGUGGGAGUGUGCUCACUUGUGUGUGCGCCACGCUUGUUUGUGUGUGUGUGUGUGUGUGUGUGUGUGUGUGCGAACCGGGGCGGAACUCCGCUGUGCGCGCGAUACAGAGAGCGCGACCAUGUAACGUAGAGACAGAAAUGACUUGCCGAUUUCCAUUUGGAAGCUUCUUAAAAAUAAAUCGAGAGGAUGUCCUCCACCAUCUGGCCUGUGCUCAUUUCAUGUCUCUUACUGAUUUCGUUAAAAGCACAUGGCGAAGAAGUUGGAUAUUGUUCCACUUUGACGGAGCACACUAAAGAUCUUUCCAAUAAUAAUCUAACAAGGAUACCAUCACAUUUAUCAAUCAGCAUAGAGUACUUAGAUGUGUCCCACAACAAUAUCUCCAGCAUUGUUCACGGUGACCUGUCUGGUUUAACCAAUCUCUGCUUCCUCAAAGUCACACACUGCGGACUUCAAUACAUCUCCCCUGAUGCCUUCAGCAGAAACUCUGAAAUCAAAGUACUGAACAUCUCCUACAACCGUCUGACGGUCAUUCCUAAUUUGCAUUUGCCCCAGCUAAGGAUCCUAGACCUAUCCACCAAUCCAUAUCCCAGUUAUGCACUUCCAGGCUCGUUUGGUAACUUAAGUUACCUUUCGAUCCUUGCGAUCGGUAGUAAAGAUGCUACUUCUGUUAAUGUGGAGGACUUUGUUCCUCUUCAAAACACCCAUUUAAAAAAAAUCAUAUUUGGAGAUGGAACGGAAUUACAGAACUAUGAAAAUGGCUCUUUUUCGCAACUCAAAUCUUUACAGGAAGUUGUUGUGAAAGUGACCUUUUGCCAGCGUUUUGACAUCUUCAAUGACAUGAUUAUGGAUUUUGAUCAAACCCAAACGAAAAAAAUUCAGCUUGUAAAGUUAUUUCCAGACCAAUGUACCAUCAAGACUGAUCCUUUCAUGGCUUUUAAAGAUUUGCGCGUCCUCAGUAACUUAAGCAUCGUAGAUACCUGGCUCAACAGCUCUGUGAUGGUGAAACUGUUCAAAAAUGUUUGGAAAUCAUCUUUUGAGGAAACUGUGUUUUUAAACAUCACAUACAAUGAGGACACUCCUGAUGGCUUCCAGCUUUCAAAGCAGAAUCACACCACGAAUCUACAAGCCUUCGUACUUGAUGGUGUACACCACCAUCAGUACCAUUACCCCACUUUUAACGUGAGUGUGGAACUAGUCAACAAACUAACCGACCUGAAGUUCUCCGGUACCGGAAUGAAUAUUCUUCCAUGCAAUCUAAUUUCAGCCAUAAAGUCUCUACAAGUCUUGGACCUGUCAAACAACCUCUUGGAAGAAAGUGGCUUCUGGUGGAUUGGUUGUACAUCACACAAAGUCUUUCCAGCCUUGAGGAAACUCUCGCUAAGCCAUAACCGUUUCAAAGACCUUGCUGAGAUUGCCAAAAACAUCAAUGAUAUGAAGUUCUUAGAGUCUCUUGACUUGAGUUUCAACUCUAUUUCCAUUGGCAAACCAUGUUUUUGGCCGCCCCACUUGAUUGAGUUGAGUCUCAGCCACAACAAUCUAGGAAACAAUGUGUUUGACUACCUAUCUCCAUACUUCCAAAAGAUAGACCUUUCGAAGACAGGCAUAAGUGUUAUUCCUUUGAAUAUUAUAUCAUUGUUUCCCAGACUAACGUACCUUUAUCUGAGUUUUAACAGCAUACAGGUCAUCCCAGCGGAUCUUCGGGCUCCUAUGUUAGUAAGCCUGCACAUCGACCAGAACGCUAUUACUUUCAUUAGCCAGAAAUCAAUGGAAGGUUUCCCCAAGCUGAGGACUUUAAAAGCCGGCCUCAAUCCAUUUAGCUGUGAUUGCGAUUCCUUUUGGUUCAUGGCGGCGUAUAAUAAAUCACUUCUCUCAGAUUGGCCCCAGGAUUACACUUGCAGCACCCCGCCGUUGUUUUCCGGUCGGCGUUUGGAGACAUAUGAGCACGGAUGGCUGUCCUGUCAACCGGGCUUGCAGGCUGCUGUGGUUCUGUCCGUGUUAUCUGUGGUGGGAGUUGCUCUAGCCAUCAUUGUUUAUGCUUGUGAUGGUAUUUGGUAUGCCAAAAUGCUUUGGGUUUGGAUCCGAGUGAAAAGGAGAGGCUACAAGAGGGCUGAUCGACUGCUAAAUGCCACCUUUCGCUACCAUGCCUUUAUUUCCUACAGCCAACAUGACUCAGCUUGGGUGGGAUCUCAGCUGGUACCUGAAUUAGAAAGGUCAGGCCUGUCUCUUUGCGUCCAUGAGAGAGAUUUUGAACCUGGGAAGUGGAUUGUGGACAAUAUAAUCCAUUGUGUGGAGGACAGCUACAAGAGCCUCUUCAUCCUGUCCAAACACUUUGUGCAAAGCGAGUGGUGCAACUAUGAACUGUUCUUCGCCCAGCACAGGGCGAUUAGUGUGAACAACGACUCUCUGGUCUUCAUUCUGUUGGAGCCCAUACCAGCAGACUCGCUACCCAAAAAGUUUCUAAAGUUAAGAACACUGCUGAGGCGGAAAACGUACCUGGAGUGGCCGGCAGAUGAACGCAAGCAGAGAGUGUUCUGGUGCAAUCUUAAAGCUAUUCUGCAGACCGUAGACCAGAGCAAGAUUUUAAAGGAUGUGGCCACAGACAUUGCUGAAAUGUGUCCUCUGGUGCCUGUUAAAGAAUGA